Messenger RNA from Mangifera indica (mango), 1810 nucleotides. RefSeq names its product serine/threonine-protein kinase AFC1-like. Gene Ontology annotation, cellular component: nucleus. Gene Ontology annotation, biological process: protein phosphorylation. Gene Ontology annotation, molecular function: protein kinase activity; ATP binding. The coding region runs from base 223 to 1422 and encodes 399 amino acids. NCBI's taxonomy places the organism in Eukaryota, Viridiplantae, Streptophyta, Magnoliopsida, Sapindales, Anacardiaceae. The transcript has 12 exons. The record is from RefSeq and is a predicted model, not a curated record.
ACGGUUAGAUUUCGCCACAGCUUUAGCUCCCCAGGUCUCUCUCCCCUAAGAUCAAAGAUCGUCAUCAGCUAAUUAGGGUUUCAAAAACUCGAAUUUUUUCUUCGAUUUCUAUUCCUUUUUUUUUUUUUUUAAUUUGAAACUUCUUUCAUUCUAAAUAAAAUUUGAUUUAUGGCUGUCUCAACAUUUUUUUAAUUUCAAUUAAAAAUUUAAAAUAGCAAAGAAAUGGAAACACAAAGGAUUUUAGAGUUUCCACAUAAGAAUAUGGACAAGCGUCCAAGGAAACGACCUCGUUUAACAUGGGAUAUCCCUCCUCCUCUCCCUCCUCCAAAGGUUCUUCCGGCUUUACAUUGUGGGCAGCAGUUUGGUAAUGGAGAACUGCCGAAUUACGUGUGCUCAUCUUUGUUUUAUGGUGGAAUUCCCCGGAGUGGUUCACCUCCAUGGAGACCAGAUGACAAAGAUGGCCAUUAUGUUUUUGCCAUAGGCGAAAAUUUGUCUCCUCGCUAUAGAAUUCUCAGCAAAAUGGGUGAAGGGACAUUUGGGCAAGUCUUGGAAUGUUUUGACUAUGAAAAGAAAGAAGUUGUGGCAAUCAAAAUUGUUCGCUCCUUAAAUAAGUACCGUGAAGCUGCUAUGAUUGAAAUUGAUGUUCUACAGAGGCUUGCAAGGCAUGAUGUUGGUGGCACUCGUUGUGUGCAAAUACGGAAUUGGUUUGACUAUCGUAAUCAUAUUUGUAUUGUUUUUGAGAAGCUUGGACCUAGCUUAUACGAUUUUCUCCGCAAAAACAGCUAUCGUUCAUUUCCCAUUGACCUUGUUCGGGAGCUUGGCAGACAACUAUUGGAGUCUGUAGCAUUUAUGCAUGAUUUACGCCUUAUACACACUGACUUGAAGCCGGAAAACAUUCUUCUUGUUUCUUCUGAGUAUGUUAAAGUUCCGGAUUAUAGAUUUCUAUCACGGUCCACUAAAGAUGGUUCCUAUUUCAAGAGUCUGCCCAAGUCAAGUGCCAUUAAGCUUAUUGAUUUUGGAAGCACAACAUUUGAACAUCAGGAUCACAGUUAUGUAGUGUCAACACGACAUUAUCGUGCACCAGAGGUUAUUUUGGGCCUUGGAUGGAAUUAUCCUUGUGAUUUGUGGAGUGUGGGUUGCAUCCUAGUUGAACUUUGCUCUGGUGAGGCUCUCUUCCAAACACAUGAGAAUUUGGAGCAUCUUGCCAUGAUGGAGAGGGUUUUAGGGCCAUUACCCCAACAUAUGACUGUCAGAGCCGACCGCCGUGCUGAGAAAUAUUUUAGAAGAGGUGCACGAUUGGAUUGGCCUGUUGGUGCAACUUCAAGAGAAAGCUUGAGGGCAGUUUGGAAAUUACCUCGUCUUCCAUUUCUUUUUUUGCCCGCAGAAUCUAAUAAUGCAGCAUGUAGAUCACUCUGCUGGUGAUUUGAUAGAUCUUUUGCAAGGUCUCCUGCGAUAUGACCCAGCAGAGCGGCUGAAAGCAAGAGAAGCCCUAAGACAUCCCUUCUUCACUAGAGAUUUGAGAAGGUAUGGCUAUCCCUUGUAAUUGCAAAGCCGCAUCCAUUGCCGAAGAUGAGCUUGGGUAAUCUUUGUAAUCAAGUGAAAGAAGGAAAUAAUGUCCAAGGCUGGCUCAAGUUGCAUGAUAAUCUUUAAAGCCAUUUGCUUUGUAUGAUGAUUGUUGUAUAGUGAUGAAAUAUAUGUUUUUCUCCGUCUCCUUCUGAGUGUUUUUUUUUUUUUUUCUGAUAUUAUUGAAGAAAGAAAAUAUGUUACUUUGUUCUCUAUGCCAAAUUUGUUACUUUUGUUUUGGUGGCUC